Molecule: messenger RNA, 2706 nt
Organism: Cyclopterus lumpus (lumpfish)
Lineage: Eukaryota; Metazoa; Chordata; Actinopteri; Perciformes; Cyclopteridae
Gene: nrip2
Product: nuclear receptor interacting protein 2
Exons: 6
Coding region: 378-1232 (284 amino acids)
Biological process (GO): proteolysis
Molecular function (GO): aspartic-type endopeptidase activity
Source: RefSeq, a predicted model, not a curated record
UGAGUGUGUGACGGAAAGAGGAGGGCUCAGAGAGAGAGAGAGAGAGAGAGAGAGAGAGAGAUAUCCAAGGACAGACAGCACUGAGGGGAGAGGAGAUAACACACUCUCAGUCUACACCACAGCCUGAACACACAGCACGGAUCUCGACACCGUGAGGAAGAUGCUCAUCUACAUCAGAGGAGCAUUCAGGACCGGACAAUAGCUCCCAGAAGCUGCCGAGGACACUAAGGACUGCACACGGAGAGGAAGAGAGGAAGAGGGGGGGGGGGCAACGACUGCAGGUUUAUUCUGUCUUCCUCAUCCUCCUCUGCACACGAGACCCUCCACUCACCAGUUCUGUUUUUCAGUCUCCAGCAUCGUGACUACGGUCCGAGGCCAUGAGCGAGACGAAGAGAGGCGAGCUCGCCAUCCGGGAUAAAGCCGUCCUGCACCAGCAGAGGCGUCUGAAGCAGGCCACCCAGUUCUCACACAAGGACUCGGCCGACCUGCUGCCCCUGGACGGGCUCAAGAGGCUGGGCACGUCCAAGGACCUGCAACCUCACAGCAUCGUGCAGCGCCGCCUGCUGGAGGGGAACAUCACGCGGCUGCGAGGGGAGGCCCGGGACGCCAACGACAGGAUUCGCUCCCCGCUGGCCGACUACAAGGACGGCGCCGCCGCCGCCGCCGCCGCCGUCGACGCCGAGGAGAGGAGCGAGAGCACCGCCGACGACUCCACGGAGGAGAGGGAGUCUCUGGAGGAGAGCGAGAAGAGCCUGCGCUCGGACGAGGAGGAAGAGGAGGAGGAGGAGGACGGCAGCGAAGCCGGAGCCAGACCCGCGGCGGAGAAGACGGAGAGCUCCGCCCUCCUCACGGCUCUGGUCGUUCAAUGCAAGUGCUGCGAGGCUGAAGUCAAAGCAUCCAUCAACACCGGCAGCCAACACAACCACAUCUCCAGCUCCUGCUGCCGGAGGCUGGGACUGGUUCCCGUCCAGGACAGUUCACCACGUGGUGGGAGCAGCUCAGUGCCGGGUCUGCAGCUGCAGCUGGGCCGACAGACGGUCCAGUGUUCAGCUUAUGUCAAAGAGGACGAGGCGGUCGAGCUGUGCCUGGGUCUUCAGACUCUGUUGGAACUCAAAUGCCGCCUGGACCUGGGCAGUCGGGUGCUGAAGCUGCAGGGCUACGGCGACGAGCUGCCCUUCCUGAACCCGUCGACCGACAGCCGGUGCCAACGCGACACCAACGAGAACCUGUGAUGCCCCGACCGGACAGCGGCGGUGGCGGCCACUUCCUCGAAUCUCCGGCGGUUGCAGCGACGCGGGUCCGAUUCCCGGCGUCUCUCACACACACCGCCGGAAAACGGAUGAGCAUUCGCCCGCCGUCGUCCAUCGAGUUUUACAUCGACGUGUUUGCAGGACAUUUGCCAUAAUUAUCUCUCAUAUUGAAUUAGUCUAGUUUACAGAUCCGGGAGCCGGUCCAAUCUCUAUGAAUCUAAUCAUUCUUUAUGAUUAUAUCGUGCAUUCAAAUCUAAUUCCUCUGUGGAGCUGCUCGGGUGCACUGAGGCUCUCUAAAAAAAAGGGGGAAAAAACAUUAUAAUCAUUUUACGUACAUAUUUUGUGAUUUGGCUGUAAAAAAAGUACUUAAAAUCAUCAAGUAAAUAAAAAAAAAAAAAGUGUUAAAUUGUAAAUCAUUUCAGUUUAAACUGUGUCGAAAGGAAUUGUUUCAUACUUUGGGGACACAUGCUAGUUAAUUUCUUACGGAGACGACGGAUAGCCGCUUAGCUUAGCUUAGCACAAAGACUUGAAACGGGUGGAAACAGCUAGCAUGGCUCUGUCCAAAGAUAACUCGCCUACGAGCGUCUCUAAAGCUCACGGUGUUACACAUUUGUUGAAUUCGUACAAACACUGAAUCCAUCCCUUUUCCAGGCUUUACGCUAAGCUAAGCUAACCGACAGACAUGAGAGAGGUAGCAUCUUCUCGCUGUAAACGUGUUUCCAGACCGUCAAACUAUUCCCUCUAAAAAUCAACACGACCGGUCUGAAACGUGUCGGUGCUCAGGAUCCCCUUCGAGAGGUUUUUUAAAGUCUUGCGUAAUUAGGUUUCACGGUUUCUCGCCCAGAACUUUAAAUAGCGAUCUGGAGGAAAACGUACUUCUAUUCAGCUUCGUAAAAAGGAGACUGAUGUGGUUCAGUUUUACAGGAGCCCCUCUAAUAAUAGUUGACUACAAAAACAUACAGAAAACAUUCCAUCUGCAUGACUUUGUAAAGUUCUGCCUUUGUACGAGUCUGCAUGUUUGUGUACUAGUCUGAUUGUGUGUGUGUGUGUGUGUGAGUGUGUGUGAGGCCCCCCCCCCCCCCGGCCUCUUUCAGGAGAUCUUCAUCGCUCAGCUUUUACUUUUUCUUUUUUUUUUUUUAAAUACACAGUGCCACCUGCCUUUCUCGUCUCUCUGUGUUUUCACAGCGUGGAGAGUCAAGAACCGCCUCAGAUCAUUCUGUGCUUUAAUAACACCCGAGCCGGGCCGUGCCGUGCCGAGCCGUGCUACAGUAUCCUGCCUGACCUCUCCACGGAGGUCAUCCACGCGUAGACUUGUUUCUCUUUGAUGUACCAGUGAACCUUCCUACGCCGUAUGAAAAGGAAAUCGAUGUGCGACAGAAACUUAUUUUUGGUGUUUCUCUUCUUUCUGAACAGUAUUUUCUCUGCCUAAUAAUAAAAAAAAACGUAUUCUGGCUAA